AUGGCCUCCAAAUCUGCUGUUGCUUUGUUAAUGGUUAACCUAGCAUUGUUUGCAUUUGUGUCAGCAAAUGCAACAGCAACAUGCCCAGAUCUGAAUGCUUGUAUCAACAUAGCAGAUGGUCUUGUUAAUGCUGAAUUAGGUGGACAAUCAGGUACACCAUGUUGUGAACUCAUUCAUGGAAUUGCUGAUGCUGAUUUGGCUCUUUGUCUUUGCUCAAGCUUACAAAACACUCCUUUAGGAAGCACCCUUGGUGUUCUUAUUAACCUUCUUGGCGGUCUCUUAGGUGGCCUCACUGGCAACUCACUCCUUAACAAAGAGCUUCUUGUCAUCCUUAACUCUUGUGGUUACAACAAUGCUUCCCUUUACAAGUGUUAUUAA
Molecule: messenger RNA, 378 nt
Organism: Spinacia oleracea (spinach)
Lineage: Eukaryota; Viridiplantae; Streptophyta; Magnoliopsida; Caryophyllales; Amaranthaceae
Product: hydrophobic seed protein-like
Exons: 1
Coding region: 1-378 (125 amino acids)
Source: RefSeq, a predicted model, not a curated record